UAUAAUUAUUUAUAUGCAAUUUUAUAAAUUUGUAAGUAUAAUGUGGAUACUGUAUCGUCGAUUUAAUCAUUUAUACAAAUUAACUGUUCGUAAAGAUAGUAAUAAACAGCUUUUUAUCGGUAUGAUGGAAAAAAAAUUAAAUGACGUUAAAGUUGAAGAUGCAAUAUCGAUGCAUUAUAAUUUAUUUACAGCAGCUAAAAAAUUAAAUAGUCUUUAUUCAAUUGAGCUGUUUUUGAUGGUAACAGGUCAUAUGACAAAUUUGGUUUAUCAAGUUCAUUCAUUAUUGGAACGAAUUAAAGACAACAAGGUUUUGACAUUUGGAAAUUAUUCCUGGCUGGGUAUAUUAUUUGCUUGUUUUCAUCUUUUUAUAAUAACAGCUUCUUGUCAUUUUACAAGCUGGAAAGCAAAUAAAAUAUCAGAAGAAAUUUUUUCAGCUUAUUCGUCAAUAAAUAAUACUGCUCAGGAUAAUUCAAGGUCAACCAUGUAUUUUCAUAAAAAAAAAUUAAAUUUUACCUCAUUGAAUGGACUUUUUAAUGUUGAUCUUCCACUUUUAAUGUCGUUGAUCGGGGCAUCAACGACAUUAUUGGUCGUGUUACUUAAAUGAUUUAAUAUUGACAUGUGUUUGGUAUGAAAUUGGUAACAUUUUUUGACACUAAAUAUGGCAUUGUAAGUUUAAAAUUGAGGUCAAUAAUGACAUCUGUAUUUUUUUCAAGUUCAAACUUAUUUUUAUACUUACCUGAUCGAUGUAAUUCAUUGAUUAUUCACAUGUACAUUGAUAAAAUGUUACAAGUUACUCCAAAGUAUAAUAAUUGUGUUGAUUGUAUAAAAUAGUAUAUCGAAACCUGUAAAAACACAGAGUUAUUGUUAGUAUAAAAUUUGAAUUCACAUGAUAAAAAUGUCAAGCAUAAUAUGUUAUUUUGUAUGUAUAAAAAAAAUUCUACUUAUAUCAAAAUACUGUUGAUCAUCUCCACUUUUAUUAUCAACAAAUUUGUAUCCAUUAUUAGAAAGGAUCAAAUAUUGAUUAAUAAUUUCUUACGACCAAGACUUGAAGACCAUCUUGCUGUAAUGAUUCUUCUUCUUUGUUUUCAUACUAAAAUCAUGUAAUUUUUUUCGCACAUUAUACUUUAGUUAUAAAAUUAUAAUCCAAUAAUCUAUUAUAAAAAUUUUUGUAAU
Molecule: messenger RNA, 1173 nt
Organism: Aphidius gifuensis
Lineage: Eukaryota; Metazoa; Arthropoda; Insecta; Hymenoptera; Braconidae
Exons: 5
Coding region: 14-604 (196 amino acids)
Biological process (GO): sensory perception of taste
Cellular component (GO): membrane
Source: RefSeq, a predicted model, not a curated record